Messenger RNA from Triticum aestivum (bread wheat), 1034 nucleotides. RefSeq lists its product as uncharacterized. Lineage: Eukaryota; Viridiplantae; Streptophyta; Magnoliopsida; Poales; Poaceae. Bases 1 to 513 code for a protein of 170 amino acids. The record is from RefSeq and is a predicted model, not a curated record. The transcript has a single exon.
AUGGCAACUGCCGGCGAGGAAGAUCGGUUCACCGUUACGUCUGACGAGGAGGACGAGGUGGUGGUGGCAGCGACCACGCCGGCGCGCUGCGAGGAGGAGGCUCCUCUUCCUCCUAAGGCCGGUUCGCAGGAGAAGGAGGCAGCGAUCAUGCCAGGGUGUCAUGGUCGACAGAAGGGGUUUCCUAAGGCCGGUUCGCAGGGGGGGCAUGGCAAGUGCAAGGACUGCCCUCUUCCUCCGGCGAAGAACAUGAUGUCUGAAGAGGAGGAGAGGUCCAUCCUGUCGUGGAAAAGGACUGCCCCCUUCGACCGAAAGAAGAGCAAGGACGCCGGUUUCUUCAACAAGUUGAGGGACGAAAACUUCAAGUACCAGCGGCAGAUCAGGGAUGAGUUUGAGGAGAAGGGCUACGUGGAGAUCCCUGACAACUUCCGGGAAGACAACAAGCGAAUCAACCAUGAAGCUCACAGGAGGGCGUACCUGAAGGUGUUUGGCACCGAACCGCCAGCUAAGCUCUAGAUCGGAGGAGCACUGUUAUUUCACCGUCUAUCUAUCCCUAGUAGUUGGGCCAGUGCUAGGCGCCGGCGCACCGGCCCAAAUUUGGGCCGGUCGGCUGUCGAACGUACGAUAGAGCUUCUUUUAACCGUAGGAUACAACCUUUCUCCGUCCCUCAAAAAGUCAAACGCGAAUGAAAAGUGGAUCGAGGGGAAAAAGGCAGCGAACUAGCUCAGCCACACUAGCCGGCCGGACUCCGCGCGUGCUCACCGGCCGCCCGCACUUGUCCUUGGUUUUUCGUGCUUGCCGGCCACCCGUGCCACCACGCCCGCCAGCCGCGCUCGCCGGUCGCUUGUGCCACGCUCGCAACAAAAAACAGACUAUGGUUGUAGCAAAAAUAGAUUACAGUGGUAGCAAAAAUGUUCGUCGUCGAUGCUCGCCAGCGACGCUGGCAACAAAAUUACCCAAGGUAGAUGUGAGUCAACGUCCCAUUGGAUCCUUUGAAAAAUGCUGGUUCCAGCAAAAAAAAAACUACGAUGAUAGCA